Kwoniella mangroviensis CBS 8507 is the source of this 567-nucleotide messenger RNA. RefSeq lists its product as uncharacterized. Bases 1 to 567 code for a protein of 188 amino acids. The record is from RefSeq and is a predicted model, not a curated record. The transcript has 4 exons. Lineage: Eukaryota; Fungi; Basidiomycota; Tremellomycetes; Tremellales; Cryptococcaceae.
AUGUCACUGCUCUCUGAAGGUAUGAACGAAGUGCCAUAUCAUCGAUACGCUUAUGGAAACCACGCCGAAUCUGAAAGACUUUACUUUCUCGCUUCUAUCGGUCCGCGAUACGACAAGCGUUAUGCCGAUGCUAAUCUUGAUAUGAGCCAAUUGCCUAAAGCCUGUGAGACUUGGGUACUGAAGUCUAAGUCAGAUGGAAGGAUCAAGAGUGUCAUGUUCUUUUUGAAUCCUAGAAAUACUUAUUCAGACAAGUCAGUAGCCAGCUCUCUAUUCACAGCGUCUGCUUUAACCGUUGCUAAACUGCCAGAGGUCGAUUUAGGGAAUACGAAGACUUUUACAGAUGGAGAAGUCAAGAGCACCUGUCGUUUGAUAAAUGUAAUUGGUGGACGGAAGCACAAAUAUCCUAUAUGGCUUUAUACGACUGAUGGAACUACUGAAUUCUAUGAGAAAGCCAAGCUUAGGGAGAAUUCUCGGAAAGAGGUAAACACCGAGUCCGAAGCUGUACCGUUAGUCACUAUGACAUACCUCUCCGAAGGAUGGGAAGAUGUGGCAGAUGUCAAGCCAUGA